ACCCAGCUGUCAUGCAUCUCUUUUCUUUCUCUGUGCAGGCAGUGGCUGACAACUGCAGUGCAGCCUGUAGGUUGUGUAGUCGGCUGUCUUAAGGACGAGAGCAGGUUUACAGUACGCAAAAGAGGCUAUUUCAAAUGUGAUGGCGCAUCAAAGACAUUUUCUCCAGGUUUUGACAUUCAGCCAGACCUUCCGAAAACACGUCCCUCCCUCUCUUCUCCACCCUCCUUUCUCAUCAGUGUUCUGGUCACCCAUUGGCAGAGAACAAAUCAGACAAUGCAGUUUGGUUGUUUAUGUUUGGUUUGAAGAGAGGGGAUGGAUGUCCGAAUGGUGCUGGGCGAGCCGGAUAAUGUUCUCCAGGCCAAUAAUCCUCCCGAUGCAGGAAGUGGCUAUCUGAAGCAUCCCAGUGAGGAGCAGGACAGAAGCUCCAGCCCAUCUGUCUUUCAUUCUGUGACCACCACACGGAAGGAGGGUCUGUUAAAUCGAAAGAGACCAUUUGUUGGAAGGUGCUGUCACUCUUGCACACCCCAGAGUCAGGAAAGGCUCUUCAAUCCCAGCAUCCCCUCACUUGGGCUCCGUAAUGUGAUUUACAUCAAUGAAACGCACACGAGACACAGAGGUUGGCUAGCAAGGAGACUGAGCUAUAUGCUGUUUGUCUUGGAGAGGGAUGUCCAGAAAGACAUGUUCGCUCGCAACAUGGUGGAGAACGUGCUCAAAAACAGCAGGGUUGAAAGCGCUAUUGUGGAUGUAGCGGCAGAGGAUGGUCAUACAGAUGCCGAAUCUGGAGUGGAUCCCAAAACUGCCAGUAAAGUCAGACGGAAGGCCAGAGGAUUCCUACAAGAAAUGGUGGCCAAUAUCUCACCUGCCUUCAUCAGAUUAACAGGAUGGGUAUUGUUGAAACUAUUUAAUGGCUUCUUCUGGAGCAUUCAGAUUCAUAAAGGUCAGCUUGAGAUGGUCAAGAAAGCAGCAUCUGAGUACAAUGCUCCUCUGGUCUUCCUUCCUGUUCACAAGUCCCACAUAGACUACCUGCUCAUCACCUUCAUCCUCUUCUGCCACAACAUCAAAGCCCCUCACAUCGCAGCCGGCAACAACCUCAACAUCCCCAUUUUAAGCACACUGAUUCGCAAACUUGGAGGAUUCUUCAUUCGGCGUAAACUGGAUGAGACCUCUGACGGAAAGAAGGAUGUAUUAUACAGAUCGCUGUUACAUGCAUACACGGAAGAAUUGUUGCAGCAGCAGCAGUUUCUAGAGGUGUAUUUAGAGGGUACGCGCUCUCGCAGCGGAAAGCCGUCUCCAGCACGUGCGGGCAUGCUGUCCAUUGUGGUAGAUGCACUUUGUAUCAGUAGCAUCCCAGAUGUUCUCAUCGUGCCUGUUGGGAUCUCAUAUGACCGCAUUAUUGAGGGAAACUACAAUAGUGAACAGCUGGGAAAACCUAAGAAAAAUGAAAGUCUGUGGGGUGUGGUCUGCGGUGUGUUCAGAAUGCUCAGGAAGAACUACGGCUGUGUUCGUGUGGAUUUCACUCAGCCCUUCUCUCUUAAGGAAUACCUGGACACGCAACGGUGUCGGCAUCUCCAACCCCCCAUCACACUGGAGCAGAUCCUACUCCCUACCAUCAUUGCUGCACAGCCUGAUCAGGCUGUGUUUAACGGAGAAGAUGGAGAUAAUCUCAAUUCUAGAGACCUUUCAGAUGAGCCCUGGAGGAGGCAGGUCAUUGCUAACCUGGCCAAGCACGUACUUUUCACUGCCAGUAAAUCAUCAGCAAUCAUGUCAACUCAUAUCGUGGCCUGUCUCCUCCUGUAUCGACACAGGCAGGGUGUGCUUCUGUCUAAAUUGGUGGAGGAUUUCUUCAAUAUGAAGGAAGAGAUCUUAUCACGGGACUUCGAUCUGGGCUUUUCUGGGAACUCAGAGGACGUGGUCAUGCAUGCACUCAGCCUUUUGGGAAACUGUGUGAACGUCACCAGCACCAACAAAAACACAGAGUUCAUCAUCGCCCCCAGCAACACUGUGCCUGCACUCUUUGAGCUCAAUUUCUACAGCAACGGCCUUUUCCACGUUUUCAUUGCCGAUGCAAUUAUAGCUUGUAGCACACUGGCCCUACUGAGAGAGCAAGCUGCAGUAACUUCAGAGAGUGAGCAGAAUUCUUCCUCGACGCUGCUCAGCCAAGAGAGACUGAUCCGCAGAGCUGCAGGCCUCUCCCACUUCCUGUCCAAUGAGGUGGCAUUGGCACUGCCGUGUCAGACUUUGUAUCAGGUCUUCCAUGAUGCCAUCACUAGAUUAAUCGAAUAUGGCGUGCUGAUUGUGGCUGAGGAUGACCAGGAGGAGUUAAGCCCAUCUGAGGAGCCUUGGCCCAAAAAGUUCCCUGAGGCUCUUUCCUGGCGAAGCGAUGAGGAGGAUGAAGACAGUGAUUUUGGAGAUGAACAGAGAGACCGUUAUCUAAAGGUGAGUGCAUCUGCUGAGCACCAGGAAUUUUUUACUUUCCUGCAGAAGAUUGUCACCCCUGUGCUAGAGGCCUACAGUGGUGCAGCUAUCUUUAUACACAGCCUGAGUUCAUCCAUGUCAGAGAGAGAGUACACCCAGCAGCUUUUCAGAUAUCUGCUAACACGCACAGAGAGAGGAGUGGCUGCAUAUGGAGAGAGUGCCACACACUACCUCGUAAAGAAUACUGUGAAAACAUUUAAAGAGCUGGGGGUGCUUAAAGAAAGACGAGAGGGUUCUGUGUGUUGUCUGGAGUUGAGCAGUGCUUUCUUACCUCAGGCCAACAGGAACAAACUCCUGCAGUACAUUCUGGGUUUCAGCCUACUGUGAGCCACAUGCUUGGACCAUCAACACAGCCGCCCAGCUCAUCUUCCCCUUCACCACCCCACUCAAGGGCUUUUUACAGGCUAGUCAUGAAGGUCAAAGGUGCUACUCUACCUGGAAGUGCCUUCACUGAACGCCUCAUGCUAUACAAGAGUUAGUCUUCCGUUCACUGUGAAACUUACCACUUAUGUACCACUGAAUACACAACUAGUUUACGCACCACUCUUUUUUUUUUAUGGAAAGCCUCCACUAAUGCUGUAGUUGUGGAUUACUGUACUCAUUUUGCCAUUGUACGCUAAAUCUUAUCUUUUCCUAGCUAUGAGCAUUUAUAUGGUGUCAGUCUGUCUGGUUGUAGUUUUUUUUGUUUUGUUUUUUUUUAACUCCAAUCAGAACAUGAAUGUCACUCCUUAUGAGAACAGGCUGCCUUCAGUUUUAACAAGCAUACUUCACCAAGGUAAUGGCGAGUGUAUAGAAAUCUUUAAAAAGGGCAUUUAAUUGUUUGUUUUUAAAUCACUAGUACUGUUAGAACAUUUUAAAGAGAAUAACAUUCUAGCAUUCGCUCUAAAUAAUCUUGUGGCAGAGAUUUGGAAGAAUGAGGUGACUAUGCAGACGACUGAGUGUGAGCUGUUAAUAAUGGCCGGGUGGAAAUUGCGCAACAGUUACUUCAAGACUUUGAGAGGAACAAAAAAUAGUUACUGAGCAAUUUGUACCAUUAGUGGGUUAUUAAAGGUCAGUUCUUGUUUAUCCACUUAGUCACUUUCUAUGGGUGCAAUUGGACGUCCAUGAAGAAUAGUUAGUUAUUGUGUAACACAGCAAACAGUAGAUAAAUGUAAUGGUCUUAGCAGGCCGGGAGUAUCAUGUGUGCAGCAACAGGGUAAACAUUACUGGAAAUUGAGCUUGAAACUUGGCUGGCUAUUGUAAAAUUGUUCACAGAUCUCUUAUGUAAUAUUUGAAGGAGAGGUCCCUUUGCAGCCAAGCACUUUUAUUCCCUCCUCAGUUACUGUCAUAUUUUUUAUAAGGGUUAAGAUGCUCUGCAAUGAAUUUUCUGUACAUCUGUGUGAAUGUGUGUGCAUGUGUGCAAUAUGUCUGUAGUAUGUGUAUUAACCUGUAUUUAUGCCACAAGCCUGUUAAAAGCAAAGAGAACAAGAAUGCUGAAAAGGUACAUGUUGCCGUGAUAAUGACAUAUUCAAAAGUGCAAUAUUUUGUUUGUUAGAAAAUGGAUAUAGAGCUUGUAGAAAGUCAAGAGAACACAGUAAUGGUCCAGUGGCAUUUUAAUUGUUAUCAGGUGUGACAAAAGACUUGACUACUUAAAGACCCAACAGUUUGUCUUUCCUAUUUUCAAGCCUUUUCUGCUGAUUCAUCAACAUCUUUUUCUUAUGUUGUGCAUUAUCCAGGCGUGACUCAUGCUUGUUUUGGCAAGUCUUUUAAGUGAAUGUGAAAAGCUACUCUAGGAAAAGGGAACUUCUUUGAGUCAGCUCAUAGGCAUAUCUACGUUAGAGCUCUAUUUUAAGUUGAGACUUUCCAGUGCCUGUGUUUCACCUGCAUUACAUGGAUAAACUGCGAGAAUGUAGCUGCUAGGCGUGUACACCUGGGAAACUACUGGAAAACUUUGGAAUGUGAUACAGGGUUCCCACGGUCAUUAAAAAUUUGGAAUUAUCCAGACUGAUCACUCUGAAUUCCACAACAGUAGGAUGAAUGUUUUGCUCCUUAAAUCGCUCUGUGCUUCUCAAAAUUAAAAUGGAUGCCCGCAGUGGCUGAAGCUGGAAAUGUUGAACGUAUGGGCGGCACGUGUGAGAUGCAGUUUCUGGGUGAAAAAGCAGGUUGUAUUUUUAGUUGUAAAUGAUGUAAUACAGUCAACAGGAAUGCAUAUUUUAUUAACUCCUAAACCCCAACCCUAAACCUUACCAUCAGUGCAGCGAAAAUGUAUGUGAACACGAUUACUUUUUGGUUACUUACAGGACAAGAAGCCAUUUCUCGGUGGUUCCUCAUGCUACAUUAGUGCAAUUUGUAGCGCUAGAAAAAAAUUUGUUCACACUAUAUUAUUUUUUUGGGGGGAUUUUUCCCCUUUUUCUCCCAAUUUGGAAUGCCCAAUUCCCAAUGUGCUCUAAGUCCUCGUGGUCACAUAGUGAUUCGCCUCAGUCCGGGUGGGGAAGGACGAAUCCCAGUUGCCUCCGUGUCUGAGACAGUCAACCUGCGCAUCUUAUCAUGUGUGGAGGCUUCACACCAUCCACCGCGGCAACCACGCUCAAUUCACCAUGCGCCCCACCGAGAACAAACCACAUUAUAGCGACCACGAGGAGUUUACCCCAUGUGACUUUACCCUCCCUAGCAACCGGGCCAAUUUGGUUGCUUAGCAGACCUGGCUGGAGUCACUCAGCACGCCCUGGGAUUCGAACUAGCGAACUAGCGAACUCCAGGGGUGGUAGCCAGCAUAUUUUACCACUGAGCUACCCAGGCCCCUGUGUUCACACUAUAUUAAUGCAAAGAUGCCUGAUGGGAGACGGCACCUGUCAGUAAUUCGGCUGACUGGGGUUGAUUUCAGGGUACAUGAACUUUCGGAAGCGACAUUUCAAUUCCCUGUGUGAUCAUGUUGAUUUCCAGGGCAGGAAAAGUCAUGGAAAAGUUUUGGAAAUGUUGUGAAUAGUGAACAUGUUUCUAGUUAGCUAGAAAUCAGCUAGAAAUGGCUCUUUGUGCGUGCAAUCUCUAAAACUGAUAUUUAAUCUUUAACUUAUGAAUGCAAGAACAAUUGUGGGAACCCUGAUGAUUAUUAACUAUAUAUUAGACUUGAAGUAUUUUGGGGUAUCUAAGCAUAAGCCUGUAAAGGUUGGGUAAAUAACGUAUGUAAUAACUUAUAUUACACUAAUAACUUUAAAAAGGUCUCAAACUUAUUAUGCACAUACUGUAUUAAAGCAUAUUUUGGUGCAGUUAGUUACCCCUGUUGUCCCAUGCACAAAAUAGUUGCGCUUGCGUCAAUUUGGCAGCAAUUAUAAGGUUUAAAUUAGCAAUACACAGUUUUUGAGUCAAAGGAAACAAGAACUGGUCAAAAAGUAUGUGUUUCAUAAUAAUUGUUUCUACAAUGUGUAAAUGUGUUCAAUAACCUAGGACAGUUGUUAACUGUAUAUUUGAGAUUUGCAUGACUAUUAACAGCCACAUGCAUUUCUCUCCCAUCAGACAGCAAUAAUUCUAUUGUCAUUUGUCCCAUGUCCAUUGACAUGGUCAUGUACUCCACUAAUCCCAAGUGAAGUGUGGGUUAUUGCUCAGCAGUAAAUCCAAGUGGCACUAAAUGUGAGCAAUACAUUUACAUUUAGAUUUUGAAAGAAACAUAGAAAACAAAUAUUAAGGUAGUCAAAUUUUAUAUUCCUCAUGUCAAAUAAUAAUGUAGUUGUUUUCCUCUGCAUUGUCUUCUAAGUGAUAAUAUAGCAUUUAAAAUCAACUUUGUAUACAAGGUAGAGAUCCCACAAUUGUAUUGUGGGAUGGGGAGUUUACUAAAACAAAUGCAUAAAAUUAUGUUUGCUCUGGCUUCUGGAUAACCAAUGGGGCUUCUUAUUGAGCUCUAAAUCCUGCAGACAGAAUGCUUUUUAAAUUAUGCAGUAGAACUGUUUUCUAUACUUUGGCAUGUUUGCUGAGUGUAGUGUAGUGUAGUUGUAGUGAAAGAGGAAAUUACCCUAGCACUGAAGCCAGACUUACUAGUACUGCUUACUCUCAGUCGUUACUCUUUGUUUUUCUGUAAAACGAUGACAUUUUCAUGCUCUGUAGAUUUUUUUUAAAUUUUUUUUUUUUUUAAAUAAAUGAAUAUGUUAACAAAUGGUUGGCACAGUUUUGUGAACUAUGCAAUGGGGAUACAGAUUACAGUGCAAAUGUAUUUUAAACUACACUAUAUGUACCCAGAACAGUUCCAAAACAUGUCAUGGAGGAGGUAAGAGAUGUCCAUGAUGGCAAACAAUUUGUGCAUCAUUCUCCUCUUAUACACCAACUCUAGAGGGUGGACUGUAGGGAAAUAUCCAAAAA
Messenger RNA from Myxocyprinus asiaticus (Chinese sucker), 6804 nucleotides. RefSeq names its product glycerol-3-phosphate acyltransferase 1, mitochondrial-like. The record is from RefSeq and is a predicted model, not a curated record. The transcript is spliced from 22 exons. Gene Ontology annotation, molecular function: glycerol-3-phosphate O-acyltransferase activity. The coding region runs from base 313 to 2802 and encodes 829 amino acids. NCBI's taxonomy places the organism in Eukaryota, Metazoa, Chordata, Actinopteri, Cypriniformes, Catostomidae. Gene Ontology annotation, cellular component: mitochondrial membrane; plasma membrane. Gene Ontology annotation, biological process: phospholipid biosynthetic process.